UUAGUGCAGUAGAGAUGUAGUGUGCGAUUGACGUGAGGAGUGUAGUGUGUAAAUAAAUUUUUGAUUUGGUGUAGCAGCGAAAUAAACGCUGCUCAUUUUUGUUUGUUAAAUCUGCGUUUAAAAUCGUUUGCAUAAGAGAUGAUUAAAGCAAUAUUAGUGUUUAAUAAUCAUGGGAAACCACGUAUGUCUAAAUUUUAUCAGCAUUUUACAGAGGACAUGCAGCAACAAAUUAUAAAGGAGACCUUCCAGUUGGUUUCUAAAAGAGACGAUAAUGUUUGCAACUUUUUGGAAGGUGGAAGUCUUAUAGGUGGCUCAGAUUAUAAGCUGAUAUACCGACAUUAUGCGACGUUGUAUUUUGUAUUUUGUGUAGAUUCAUCUGAGUCAGAGCUUGGGAUUUUAGAUCUGAUCCAAGUCUUUGUGGAAACACUGGAUAAGUGUUUUGAAAAUGUUUGUGAACUUGAUCUUAUUUUUCAUGUUGAUAAGGUUCAUUACAUAUUGAAUGAACUUGUUAUGGGCGGCAUGGUAUUAGAGACCAAUAUGACUGAAAUUUUAACGAGGAUUGAGGAGCAGAACAAACUAGAAAAACAGGAGGAUCACACCAAAUUGAUAAUAAGAGGCCUAUUUACAGUGGACUCUGCUGAUUAUAGUGCAGCUAAGAGGGCUGUUGAAUCAUUGCAUGUAGAUCAUCAGGCUGGGUUGGCUGCUGCACCAGCACGAGCAGUUUCUGCUGUGAAGAACAUGAACAUUCCACAGCAAAUCAAAGACAUUAAGUUACCAGAUUUGCCUCAAGCGAUAAAGGAUCUCAAGUUUUGACUAGAAGAAAUAGUGCGAAACAUUUUGUUACCAGCUAUUUUUAUAUAAUAUGUGUGAAAAGACAAAAAAAGUAAUGAAGUUAUCAAUAAUGGCCCCUUAUUUCUGUUUCUGAGCACUAUCAAAAAGUUUUUACCUGCGAACUUCACAUGCUGUUUUGUUUCAAAUGACAUGUAUUUGUACAAAGUGCCAUGGAAAGUCUUUGUCCAAAAUGACUGUUACUAUUGUUUUGUUCUCUUUUUUUACAGCAAAAGUUAGUUUUCAAACUUGUAUAUACAUGGAGAAAGUGACUAACCAGUAUGGAUUGUAAUUUUUAGUACAAAACUGUUAAAAUUUCCAGUUCCUGUAAAAUUCCAUAACUAUUUUUAUUCUAAUUUGUCCAAACUUCAGCUGUAUGAACAACAAUUUUGUGUGUGUGUGUGUGUGUGUGUGUGUGUGUGUGUGUGUGUGUGCGCGUGUGCGUGUAUACACAAUUCAAUGUUAUAAAUGUUUCAUAUAUGAUAUUGUAACUCUUUUUGCAAUUCAUUAAAAGGGAUUUUUAUACUUUGUUGGAGUAAAAAGUUGUGAAAUUUCUUUUGCAAUAAAGAAAUAGUACACAGCA
This is a messenger RNA of Schistocerca nitens (vagrant locust), 1411 nucleotides long. It is a transcript of the gene or, whose product is annotated as AP-3 complex subunit sigma-1. NCBI's taxonomy places the organism in Eukaryota, Metazoa, Arthropoda, Insecta, Orthoptera, Acrididae. The record is from RefSeq and is a predicted model, not a curated record. Gene Ontology annotation, biological process: intracellular protein transport; Golgi to vacuole transport. The coding region runs from base 139 to 813 and encodes 224 amino acids. Gene Ontology annotation, cellular component: AP-3 adaptor complex; intracellular membrane-bounded organelle; membrane coat. The transcript is spliced from 6 exons.